Molecule: messenger RNA, 921 nt
Organism: Thecamonas trahens ATCC 50062
Lineage: Eukaryota; Apusomonadida; Apusomonadidae
Product: ubiquitin carrier protein
Exons: 1
Coding region: 64-804 (246 amino acids)
Source: RefSeq, a predicted model, not a curated record
GGCGGGGGGCAUGCAGGAGCGAUAGGAGGACGAUGAAGGACUUACAUUUGGGCAACGUGACGUAUGCUUGGAUUGGGAUCAAUGAUGAUGAUGCAGGCAUCCACAAAUGAGAAUCUGCCGCCGGCGGUGAUGCGGCGGCUGGUGAAGGAGCUGAAGGCUAUGAAGCGGUCCCCGCCCGACGGCAUCGAGCUCGUCAUUGGCGAGGAGCUGUCGCAGGUGACGGCGGACAUUACCGGGCCCGAGGCGACGCCGUUUGAGGGUGGCGUCUUCCGGGUUCUCCUCAAGCUGACUUGUGAGUUCCCGGCUGCGCCUCCGGCCGGCUUCUUCCUCACCAACAUCUUCCACCCCAACGUGAGGCCCGAGACCGGUGAGAUCUGCCUCAACAUCCUCAAGAAGGACUGGAAGCCCGACCUUGGCCUUCGCGACGUCCUUCUCACCAUCAAGUCGCUCAUGAUCUUCCCCAAUCCCGAGUCGGCGCUCAAUGAGACCGCUGGCAAGCUGAUGCUGGAGGCUUUUGAUGAGUAUGCGUCGCGAGCGCGCCUCAUGACCUCGAUCCACGCCACCCCCGCCGCGGCCCGUGGCGACUCCCUUGCCGCAUCCAAGUCGCAGCCUGUGGCGGCCGCCGAGGCAGCCGCUGGCUCUGUCACCACCGCCUCGACCACCCUCACCGACGCCACCAACGCCCCGGCCUCCACCGCCCCGCCGUCCAAGAUCGCUACAAAGACCGCCGCUGCGCCCAAGGGCGUGUCCAAGAAGAAGGCCAAGGCCGGUGGCAAGAAGAAGCGCGGCCUCAAGCGUCUGUGAUCUCUCGGUCAUGCCUCGCCAGUCUGUGUCUUGAACGCUGUACCUAUUCCUCCCCUUGGCACCGGAUGCGCCAUCCACCGGAUGCACCAUGCACCAAUGAAUCUUGCCAACCCUUUA